Molecule: messenger RNA, 5759 nt
Organism: Motacilla alba alba
Lineage: Eukaryota; Metazoa; Chordata; Aves; Passeriformes; Motacillidae
Exons: 5
Coding region: 1-1356 (451 amino acids)
Source: RefSeq, a predicted model, not a curated record
AUGCCGAUCGAUCGCGGCGCGGGCGGCACCGCACGGCACGGCCCCUGCGCGGCCCCGCACGGCAGCGGCACCCCGGGGUCCCCGCUCCGCGCCGCCCCGCAGCCCCCCGGGGAUGCGCAGCCCCCCGAGAGCGGGGCCGGGCAGGGGGUGAGGCGGGAGCCCGUCCCCGGGGUGCUCUGCCCGCACCGGCGGGACCCGCCUGGGGGCCGCGCGGGACUCCGGGAGUUUUCCCGGGUGGUGCCGCCCGGUGCCCGCGUCCUUGCGAGCCGGUGGGACGGGGACGGGCGGCGUCAGCCCGACGUAACGAGACGAAGGCAGCAGAGAGGAAGCGAGCGCCCGGGGAGCCGCCGCUGGGGGAGCUUCGGGGCUCUGCCCUGGCCCUGCUUGCUCUCAUUAGGCAGGGGGGAGGAAGAGCAGGCAGGCGCUGGCAGGCGAGCCGUGGCUCGGGGGAAGCGUGGCCACACGGAUGCCUGGAGCCGCCCGGAGGGUGCCCAGCCACGGGGCAACCAGGAUACCCCAGGAGCCAGGCCAGCAGGGAGCUCCAGUCUGGAUGUGGCCCCAGCUCUAUACCAGCUCCAGCUCCAGCUCCAGCUGCAGCACCCACAACCAGCAGGGAGGGACUUUCAUCUCCCCGUGUCAAGCUGUGCGGCCAGGAAGACCAAAGGCAGAGGAUGUGAGCAGUGGUCAUCCCUGAAGGGCCGGGGCGCAGAGCAGCAUCUUCUGGUUUCAAUUAAAAACCAUCCGCUGGCAAAGUUUGAUGGCGUGAGCGGUGCCUGGGCCAGGACAAGAGCAGCAGGGAGCGUCGCCAGGGCAGCGACCGGCACCGGGGCCGGGGCUGCCCACGGCACUGACAGGGCUCCUGGCCGCGCCCGAGCUCCGCCCCACGCCCGGGCUCCGUCCUCGCCUCUCUUCCCCUGCUCCUCCUGCCUCCUCCCCUCUCCCCAGGGACCCCAGCGCCGCGCUCUGCCAUCUCUUGCUCACCCCAUCGAUGGCCAUGACCCCUUAGAGCCUUUCCCAUGCUCAGCCUCACUGAGGUUCCCCAUGGCUGCCCAGUUUGGGAGGGAGUGGGGCAGAGGGCUGGGGGUCCCCCAGAGCAGAUUAUCCCAGGGGAUAACAUCCCAUCCAUUCCCGGGCCCUGCCAUAGACCCCGGACAUUUGCCACGGGGACCGUCCCCUCUCUGUGAGCCCCGUCUCUCUGCCACGGGGCUCACCCCGUCACUGCGACCCCCCAGCCCAGUUCCAGGGGCUCACCCUCUGCACCACCCUCCCUCCUCUUCCAUGGCACUCACCCUCUCCCAUGACUCCAUCCUCAUCCCAUCCCCAGCCCUCCUCUGCAGGGUCACCCCUCUGCUGUGACCCCAUCCCCGCGCUGAGGGGCUCCCCAGCCCCCCGAGCCGCGCUGCCUCCCCCCGGCAGCGAUCCUCUCGGCACAUCAAACCCGCCCAGCCCGAGCCCGGCGCGGCCGCUAAUCAGCUGGAUUAUCUGCGCCCCCAUUCUUCACCGCUCGCCGCUGUCGGUGCUGCCCCGCCCGGGCGCGGGGGCUCAUCCCACCGCCCUCCUCCUCCUCCUCCUCCUCCCCGGCAGCCACCUCCAUCCUUCCUUCCCACCCUGCGGCCCCGCCGCCCCCCCGGCCGGAGCGCGGCCAGCUGGCUUUGCCUGCAUUUCGGCUUCAACCUCCCCCAAGGAUUCCUAAAUCUGAUAAGGGAGGGGGGUGCUGCUUUCAAAGGAGCGGGGUUGACCUUUGCCGCUGCAACGAGAGCCGCAUGGAGGAAAAAAAUUGGCUGCGGCGAGCGGGGGGGAGCGAGCGAGCGAGCUGCUGUGGUUUUACAAUCCCUAAAUAACGCCGGGAGCUGAGCUGUAAACACAUGGCGGUAUUGCCUGAGCGUGUCCGCACCCCCUCGAUGGAAACCCAGCCUGGAAAAUACUCCGACCUUAAAGGAGGGGGAAAAAAAAGGCAAAGAAAACAGCUUUGUCGGAAAAAAAAAAAAAAGAAAAAGAAAAAAGAAAAAAAGAGAGAGAGAGAGAAAAAAAGGAAGAAAUCUCCUGAAUUAUUUAGCGAACGGUUCCAAUCCGACGGCUAAUUCUGCCGGCAGACGCCGGCGGCCGGAGCCUGGGUUGGCAGAUGAUGGCUAUCGGCGGGCGCUGGCGGCGGGAGCGGGGUGGUCCCAGCCCGGGGGGGCCAGCGGCGCCGCAGGGGUGCAGGGCAGAGCAGGGAGCCCCGGCGGGUGUCACCCUGCCUGCUGGUGUCCCUCAUUCCCUGGUGACGGGGCACUGAGCACCCCAGCAGCAGAAGGGAGGUGCUCCCACACAGCCCCUCGCCCCCGCGCAUCCCACGGAGACACGCAGAGAGGAAACUGCAUCGCCUGGAAUGGGCCCCGGCCCCAGCGCCCCCUCCUCCGGCACCCCCAGCCCAUGGGCACCCCAAAAGCUCCCCUGUGCCCGGCCAGCUCCCCGCAGCGCCCCAGCAGCCGGGGAGAGCUGCCACCCCGUCCCUUCUCACCUGCUUCUUCCCAUUUUUUUUUUUCCCUCGGAAGCAACUAACACUUUUCUUUGAAGAGCAACAGAUGAGCGAGACCCUCCCAGCGCCUUUUAUGAUGUUAAAUUUAUUGCCUGGCUCCACAAUUGCCAUUUUAAUGACGAACGCUCCCACGGCUUUAACGCGGCUGAGUGCUGGCAUUGAAAACAGAAGCCGGGGGGGACACGCUGUCUCCGGUCUCCUGGAGGAGAACGGAUUCCAGCCCUUUUCCUGAUCCUUGCACAAAGUUUUGCCAAAUAGAUAAUGUGUUUUAUAAUUUCCAGACGGUGCUGUGCUGGUAAGGGAGGCCCUCUGCUGGCACCGGGCUGAUGGGGAGAGCCCCGGAAAGCAGCUGGGAGCCACCAGCGAGGCAUCGAGCCUGGGAGACACCUCUGGCAAGGUGUGCCUGGAGACCCGAGCCUGGGGAUCCAUGUCGAGCAAGCCAGGCCCAAGGAACCUCCGUUCUGGAGGUGCUGGAGAGCUCACAGAGGUGAGCACAGGGAACUGAGCCCCGGAAAGGAGCCUUGGGAAAUCAAGCUGGGGAAACCAAGCUCAGCAAGUGGAACCAAAAAGGUCGAGGCAGGCAGCCCCGGGGGACGACGCAUUCGCCGCGUCCUUCCUGUAGCGAGGAUCACAUGUCAGAGCAACGAAGCCUUGAGAAAAUUAAACCCGUGAGCUCACCGCCUUCCUGAGCGCAGGCGCCAGCCCUCCCCGAGGCCCCCGAGCCUGGAUUGCCAGCUGGGGUGACCUGGCAGCAGUGCCAGUGCCAGGAGGAUGCCGCCUCCCCGGGGCACAGCAGCAGUCCCCCCGGCGUGCCUGCAGCUGGGCUGCGCGGUGAAGGAGCUUUGAACCCUGUGGUGCAUCGCUGGCCGAUGGGGAAGGACCUUCCCAGGGGAAGAAGCUGUCAGCCUCGGCAGAACACAGCUGCAAAAGUCUCCUGAAGGCCUUCAGCCAGAUUUCCUCUGGGGAUCCAAGUUCCUGCUUGGGCAAAGGGACGGACAGAUGGGUUCAGCUCUGGUGGGGCUGGCCUGUCUUGCCGUGGCCAGGGCCGGGCCCACGCUGGGAGGUGGCCAGGCAUGGGGCUGGGUUUUCUCCAGGACAAGUCCUGUUGCCUCAGUGCUCUGUGGCACAGUGGAUGGAGAGAAUCAAAGAGAAAGGCAACACAGUCCUCAGGAGAGCCUCUGUGUGCAUGGGGGGUCACCUGGAGACCCCCAAGAGCCCCGCACAGGGACCCCAAGCUGCCCACGCCUCAGUCAGCUGGCACCAGCACUGGAGAAGGGACAUCAUGAGUAACACUGCCUGGGAGGGACAAGAGGAGCCAAGACUAUGAGUCUGGGACCUGGGGACAGUGAGGGAUUGCCCAAGAUGGCAACAGGAGCAAGGGGAGGAUGAAGGAGAGGUCCGAGGGAAGACCUAGAGACAAUUGUCCAUGGGGCUGUUAAAGCCCCAGGGCUGAGCCUGACCUCUUCCCAGGGCACCCUGUGCUCUCAGCAGCUCUGCUGACAUUCUUCAGCUCAGACGGGGAGCAUAAAUGCAGCUCAGCUCCCAUUUCCCCCUCCAGGUACUUUCUCCUUCAUCACCCUCUUCCUCCUCCAAGCAGCCCAGCUCUGCACCUUGGCUCUGCCCCUUCCCAGCCAGCCAGGAGGCACCGGGGCUGGCUUUUCAUGUUCCCACUGGGCAUCCCCCACAAGGAGCAGGGUUUCAGUGGAUCCGUGGCACAGCCCUCGGGGGUCUCCAGUCUCACUGGUGGCACAGGCAGGCAGUGCACACACACACACACACACACAAACCCUCUCUCCCUGCCACCACAGCGGCCCAGGCUCAGCAGCCGCCUCCGAGCCCUCCCCAGGACCACCAGGGACACAGGCAGCCGCAGCCCUUGGCACAGCCCGGCCCGGGCAGGGCUGCAGCCCCGAGCAGGCGGCGGAGGGACGGCAGCAGGCAGGCAGGAGCCGUGUGGGGAUGCUCCAGCAGCUGCCGCCAGCACGGCUGGCGGAUGCCCUUUGGCCAGGAGCAGCCAGGGUUUUUUUCCAACCCUUCCCAGAAAAAAAAAAACAACCCAAGCCCCAUAACAAGCUGUAACGAAGCAGCGAGGAGGCGGCAGAUAAGAGGCUGGAGCCGCGCGGAGGCCUCACGGAGAUGAAAGGCGAUUGCGAACGAGCCUCCCCAUCCCCUGCGGACAAAGGAGCUCCUAAAAUAUUAACGAGGCCCCGUGCCGCCAGGUCCCCCGGCCCCCAGCGCCGGCAGGAGCAGGCGGUACCCGCUGCCGGCCGCGGGCUCCUGGGGGAUGGAGGCACCGCGGGGAGAGCGCAGGAUGCUCAUUAAUUACCUCCCGCGCUCCUGCUGGCAAACGUGCCCCCCGCUUCCCUCGCCACCCCAGGGAGCCACCGCCACCUUCCCACCGGAUCGGCGCUUAAAGAGCCCGGAGCGGCGGCUGUGUGGGCACGGUGUCCCUCGCUGCCACCUCGGCGCCCGCGGGUGCAGCCCCAGCCCCCCAGCACCGCCCAGGUGAAUUUGGGGAGAAGCUGGGGCAGCUCACGGGGGCAUUCGCACACCAGCAGGAGGGUGGGGAACGGGGAGCAGGGCAGAGCGCUCGCUCCUGCCUGGUUUGUGUCUGCGGGUGGCUCACCGGGCCGCGGGCUGGGCACGGGUCCCUGGGGUGGCUCCUGUGGGAGCAGCCCGGCCCGCAGGGGAUGCGCGGGCUGUGCCCGGGACGCGGGCGCUGCUCCCGCCGCAUUCCCGCGCCAUCGGUGUCCCAUGCCCGAGGGGCUCCGUCCCCACCGCUGCCAUCCUCGGAGCCCCCCUGUGACAGCACAGCCAGCCCGUGUGCCGCAGCCCCGGGCCUGGUUUCGGAUCUCGGCGAGGACGGGGGUACCGUGACAGCGGCAGCCACCGAGCACCCUGGGGACGGGAACCUCGUGGAACGAGCGUCGAUCCCCCAGAGCUGCCCCGUUCCCUCCCCACGCCGCGGCCCAGCUCGGCAGAGCACAGGGCUGGUGGCGAGGGAGGCAAGAGAAGCGGGGGAAUGUUUGAGCUCCUCCGAAUGCGGCGCCGGCGGGAGCAGCGGGAUAACAACAGCUCCGGCUGCGGCUCCGGGAGCGGGCCCGCACGCAGCCCUCAGAGCGGGGCGUUUGCAGAGCACACAUGGCAGCCCAGCAGUUUCAAAGCAGCCCCCGUGCCGCGGCAGCUGAAGGGCUCGGUGGCCCCCGCAGCUGCCGGAGGGAAGCUGAGCUGCCCCGGCCUC